AUGUCCGAUACAGCUAAGGGCAAGAUUUCCGCUAUGGAGAAGGCGAUUACACCAUCAAAUGUGAUUGAAAAAGGAACUUCCAAGAGAGGUCGCAAACCCGGGGUCAAGACCGCUGCGGCCACCCCGAAUGAUGCUCUCACGGUAGCUUCAAAAGCCACUAGGGAGGUAGUGCCCACGGAACCUUUCAAGCAGCCCUUUGAUGAGAUUUUCAAGGAGCAUACCACGGAUCUUGGUACGACGAAUUCCCAGAAGGCGCCCACGACUCCCAAAAAGACAACUAAGGCAACUUCCACAACCCCGGCUAAGCCUUUUGAGCUCUCUGUGCCUGUAACUUUUGAGGAGGAGGACCUCCGCCUGACUCGUCAGCUUGGGCGCAUUCUCCUUGAGCAACUACCUGUUCAAAAUAUUGCGGAGUUCUACGACUGGAUCCACAGCCCAAUCGUCCAACCCCAGUGGGAGGAAUUCGUGGCCGACUACUUCGAGUACAACAUCUUCGCCGAGGAGCCCGACAAGCGCGACGUCGUGGAGACUGCCGAGCGCGUCAUCCGCUUCGGCAAGGGCAAAUACCUCAUCUAUAAGCCUUGCAAAGACGACUGGACCCAGGAGGACCACUGCAUCCGCUUCGUUGUGACCGUCGCCAAUAACCAGAUGGCGCAGUGGGGCAACGUGUGGCCGGAUAUCUGGAAGCAGCAUGGCUGGGAAAUCACCAAGGCGCUUUUUGAAAUGCUCAUGUAUCUCCGCCAUACUGCGAAGCUCAAGGUGCAGGCGAAGAUGUCGAUGUUUGCCAAGUCUUCUAAAAAGCGAAAUGUCGAAUCAUGA
Molecule: messenger RNA, 819 nt
Organism: Thermochaetoides thermophila DSM 1495
Lineage: Eukaryota; Fungi; Ascomycota; Sordariomycetes; Sordariales; Chaetomiaceae
Exons: 3
Coding region: 1-819 (272 amino acids)
Source: RefSeq, a predicted model, not a curated record